Sphaerulina musiva SO2202 is the source of this 609-nucleotide messenger RNA. RefSeq lists its product as uncharacterized. The transcript has a single exon. Lineage: Eukaryota; Fungi; Ascomycota; Dothideomycetes; Mycosphaerellales; Mycosphaerellaceae. The record is from RefSeq and is a predicted model, not a curated record. Bases 1 to 609 code for a protein of 202 amino acids.
AUGGUUGUGACUGUACCGCCUCCGCGAGAUCGCAUGGCUGCCGUCCGCGUCUGUCUGCAGAAGUCGCAUACAGUAGGAGGUAGGCCAUUCCCACGCAUCAGCGCUCACGAUCACAGAAGACACGGCAUGCAGGUACGAGGUGUCGGCGAAGAAGAGGAGUUUUCACCUGCAGCUGUUGUGCUGGUGCAUGUACUUCACACCUCUCAUUGUAUCAUUGAGCCACUUGAAAGAUGGUGGCAAAGCCUCAUCACUCGCUCGACCUGCCCACUGCCCAGGAUCAUUGCUUGGCAAAGAGUCAGUCAGUCUCCACACUCCAACCCUUCUUCUUCCUCUCCACCUGACUUGAGGGUCAGAAGAAGCAAUGCAAUUUUGGGGCCACACGCAAUCGGGAUGUCAUCACACGCUUCUCACACUACACUCCAUCACGCCUGCACAAUCCUGGUCCCCGUCGACGUGUCAGAUAAUGGAAAGGGCCGCAUCGCCCGAGAGAUCCACCGCCGCAAUAUAUCGAAUCCCGACUUCUCGUCACCCAUCCACAUAUCCACCCUAUUCACACGAUCCAAUGUCACCAUCAUGCUGGUCUUUGAACGGCCCGAUCUCAGCCUUUGA